UCUUACAUGUUACAUCUAUCUUUAAAUGCGAUUUCCUCAUGAAGUCAUAAAAUUUCUUCAACUUAAAAAAUACGUAGUAAGUCUCUCGACUCCUUGUUUUGACACCAUUAGGCCUUAAACCCUAAACCCUCCUCUUUCUCUUUCUUCACCUCUCCAUCCCUCCUAAAAACCCUCCAUUGUUGCAGAAAAAACUCUCACUCCAACAAAAAUGUCAUUCUCUCGCUCCAUUCGACUCGUUCGUCAGCUCUCAACCACCACCACUACCAACCCCACCUCUUCAAUUUCAAUCUCCAAAGCAAAAUUCAAGCUCAGAGCAGAACACGACCCAGAUAAAGCCCUACAAAUCUACUCCUCUGUUUCCGACCAUUACACUUCCCCUGUUUCUUCUCGUUAUGCCCAGGAACUCACUGUUCAACGUCUCGCCAAAGCUCGCCGCUUUUCCGACAUUGAAGCUCUCAUUGAAUCCCACAAAAAAACCCCCCAAAUUACCCAAGAACCGUUUUUGUGUUCUUUGAUUCGAUGUUAUGGGAAAGCAGGUAUGUUUGAUCAUGCCCUUAAUACUUUUAAUCAAAUGGAUGAACUGGGUACUCCUAGAACUACGCUUUCUUUUAAUGCUUUGCUUGCUGCUUGUAAUCAUUCUAAGUUGUAUGAUAAUGUACCCCAACUGUUCGAUGAAAUGCCUAAGAGACAUGGGUUUGUUCCUAAUGAGGUUUCUUAUGGUAUUUUGAUUAGGAGUUUUUGUAGGAAGGGUGAUCCUGAAUUGGCUUUGAAAACUUUGGAGGAAAUGGAGGAGAAGGGUGUUGAGGUUACUGCUGUUGCUUUUACUACUAUUUAUGAUGCAUUUUGUAAGAAAGGGAUGAGUGACGAGGCCGAGCGCAUUUGGAAUGAGAUGGUGAAUAAGGGUUGUUUGGUUGAUGCUGCGGCGUAUAAUGUAAGGAUCGGUAAUGCUUAUGGCGGCAAGCCUGAGGAUGUGAUGCGAUUGAUUGAAGACAUGGCUGCUGCGGGGUUGAAACCGGAUGCUAUUAGUUACAAUUAUUUAUCGACUUGUUAUUGUAGAAAUGGGAGGAUGGAUGAGGCUAUGAAACUUUAUCUAGAGUUGGAUGCUAGUGGGUUCAAACCGAAAGCUGCAACGUUCAGGACUUUGAUUCAUUAUCUGUGUAAGAAUGAAGAGUUUGGGAAAGGUUAUGAUGUGUUUAAGCGUAGUGUAUUUCAUAACAAGAUCCCGGAUUUUGCAACUUUGAAGGUUUUGGUGGAAGGGUUGGUGGCCAAGAACAACAAGAAGGACGCGAAGGGAUUGAUUAGGACUGUUAAGAAGAAGUUCCCGCCCAAUGUUUUGAAUGCUUGGAAGAAAAUUGAGGUAGAACUUGGUUUGGUAUCACAAGAAUCUGCUGCUACUAUGCCUGAAGUGAAAGAGGCUGCAAAAUAGUGGUCCUCUGGAGACGUUAAGGGUUAGAAUUAGUGUGGCUAGUGCAAAUACAAAAUUCAUGUGACCUUAAUUGAGGAAGGGUACAUGAAAUUGGAUACAGCCCAUACAGGGUAUGAUUGCGACAAUGAUCAAACAACUGUGCAGAUUACUCAUUUAUGAUUUCUGGAGAAGGUCUUUGAUUUUGAAGUAGACCACAGUCCACAGCUAUGAUUUUUGACCCAAGUUAUGUAUUUACUUCCCCUUUCUCUUUGACAGAACAGGACUUGAAUGGUUCCUUUUACCUCAAUUUUGCAUGAUUUUGAAGCUUCAGAUUUUCUGAAGUCCAUUGUAAGGCAUAAUGAUCAAUAUCAUGUCAUUUUUUAGCAGGCAAUGCAAUAAUUUUUAUAGUUAUCUUUUCC
Molecule: messenger RNA, 1824 nt
Organism: Chenopodium quinoa (quinoa)
Lineage: Eukaryota; Viridiplantae; Streptophyta; Magnoliopsida; Caryophyllales; Amaranthaceae
Product: pentatricopeptide repeat-containing protein At4g36680, mitochondrial-like
Exons: 1
Coding region: 209-1426 (405 amino acids)
Molecular function (GO): protein binding
Source: RefSeq, a predicted model, not a curated record